Gadus morhua (Atlantic cod) is the source of this 1738-nucleotide messenger RNA. It is a transcript of the gene cnih1, whose product is annotated as cornichon family member 1. The record is from RefSeq and is a predicted model, not a curated record. The transcript has 5 exons. The coding region runs from base 95 to 529 and encodes 144 amino acids. Gene Ontology annotation, biological process: vesicle-mediated transport. Lineage: Eukaryota; Metazoa; Chordata; Actinopteri; Gadiformes; Gadidae.
AGCUGUGAUCAGAACCACUUGUGUGACGACAUAGUGGUGACAGAUCUCAAAUCUGUAGCUACGGCUACGUCCCAAGACCGAGCGGUAGGAGAAAAUGGCGUUCACAUUCGCGGCCUUUUGUUAUAUGCUGGCUCUAUUGCUCACGGCAGCACUUAUCUUCUUCGCGAUUUGGCACAUAAUCGCCUUCGAUGAGCUGAAAACGGACUACAAGAACCCUAUAGAUCAAUGUAACACUUUAAACCCGCUGGUUCUGCCGGAGUACCUGAUCCAUGUCUUCUUCUGCGUCAUGUUCUUCUGUGCGGCCGAGUGGCUCACGCUGGGCCUCAACAUGCCGCUGCUGGCCUACCACGUCUGGAGGUAUAUGACCCGUCCAGUGAUGAGUGGGCCUGGACUGUACGACCCCACCACCAUCAUGAACGCCGACAUCCUGGCCUACUGUCAAAAGGAGGGCUGGUGCAAGCUGGCUUUCUACCUCCUCUCCUUUUUCUACUAUCUCUACGGGAUGAUCUACGUGCUGGUGAGCUCCUAGGCCGGUCGACACCCAGAGCUGGACGGUCUGCAUGUACAGUGGACACCCGAACAACGCUGACACCUUGGGGGAGGGUCCCGACCACUGGAGGGGGAGGAGCCACACACAAACACCGCCCACAGAGGACUAGAACUAACCCCAGCUCCGCCUCUGUACACGGAGCUGGGGGCCAUCUUGGCAAACGUUCAGCCCUCUGUCCCACAAUGCAGCGCUCCUUCUGCUAGCCCCGCCCUUUAAAUUCAAUGAAGGAACAAGAUUAUUAUUUUUUAACUGUGUGGUGAUUCGAUGCUUCCGAUUUUUUUGUUUUUUUUUACUGUUUAUUGAAUUUCCCUACUGUUGAACGUUUACAGUGAAGUUAAUAGAGGGAUUUGAGCAUUUAAGGGUCACGGUCCAUUAUGGACCUGCCGUUCUAGAAUGCUCCAAAUUAGAAUCCAAGCUUUAUAAAAUCGAUAUUAAUUGAACCACCUCCCCCCCAUGAUUCGUCAGACUAAAUUGAUAGAAAGUGUGAACAUUAAUCUCUCUCCCAUCCAUGCUAAGCUUGUGCACUAAAGUCCAGAAACUCAACGAGACAACGAGUUGUCUCAAACCCGAUCUCUUUUCAAACCAGAUUGUCCCUUUAUACCUCCUCGAAACCAGUGGGACACCUGAUUCAACUCAUGUCAUCAUCAUCCUCAUGACGCUGUCGAUGUUUAGUGUUCUUUGCGAUGAAACGGUCUGCUGCGACACAUUCAAGGCGAUCUGAGUAAAGUGAGGGACUUGAUGAUUUGGGAGUAAGGCUUCUCUUUAGAGGUUCUCUAGCUGGAGGUAGUCUCAGUACCCUGCCCGUCUGAGUGGUCCGCGAGAUGUUUCUGCGCCGACUGCCAACGUGCCGGACUGUCGACUACCUCUCCAGUUUAGGAUUCAUUCAAUCUCCAAAUAUUCCAACCUUUUGGGAGUGUGUAUUUAUUAUUUUUGCUUUGUACUUUGUCUUGUUCUGGCGCUGCCGUCUUUGGUGCGGGCGUUCAACACUCCUGGUUCUACACUAAACGAGCACCCCGGACCGCUGAUAUUCACUAGCGUCUCCUCCGUCACGGCUCGUCUUUAGGAAGGGCGUGGCAGUUGAGCGCAUCAUUUUUAUUUGAAUGUUUCUCUUGGACCCCACCGUGUUACCAUCUAGGAAGAACCAAGACUAGUUUUGUUUGAAUCAAAAUAAAAAAUCGUAUCCCACUA